AUGCCGGUAGCAGCUUCUGCUAUUUACUUCCUCAAUCUUCGUGGUGAUGUUCUCAUCAAUCGCCUCUAUCGUGAUGAUGUCGGAGGCAAUAUGGUGGAUGCUUUCCGAACGCAUAUAAUGCAAACGAAAGAACUUGGCAUUUGUCCUGUGCGGCAGAUUGGUGGUUGCUCUUUCUUUUACAUGAGGAUCAGCAAUGUCUACAUCGUGAUUGUUGUCAGCAGCAAUGCUAAUGUUUCUUGUGCAUUCAAGUUUGUUGUCGAGGCAGUUGCAUUGUUUAAAUCUUAUUUCGGUGGUGCUUUCGAUGAAGAUGCUAUCCGCAAUAAUUUCGUUUUAAUAUAUGAACUGUUGGAUGAAAUAAUGGAUUUUGGUUACCCUCAAAACCUUUCACCUGAAAUCUUGAAGCUUUACAUAACUCAGGAAGGUGUACGCUCACCAUUUUCAUCCAAGCCUGCAGACAAACCAGUUCCGAAUGCUACUUUGCAAGUAACUGGUGCUGUUGGUUGGCGGAGGGAAGGUCUUGUCUAUAAGAAGAACGAGGUAUUUCUUGAUAUCAUCGAAAGUGUUAAUCUUCUUAUGUCUUCUAAAGGUAGUGUCCUACGUUGUGAUGUAACUGGGAAGAUUCUCAUGAAAUGCUUCCUUUCUGGAAUGCCUGACUUGAAGUUGGGCUUGAAUGAUAAAAUUGGACUGGAGAAAGAGUCGGAGAUUAAGUCUCGUCCUACUAAAAGUGGAAAAACAAUCGAGCUUGAUGAUGUAACUUUCCACCAGUGUGUCAAUCUAACAAGAUUCAACUCAGAAAAGACUGUUAGUUUUGUUCCUCCAGAUGGCGAAUUUGAAUUAAUGAAGUAUCGUAUUACGGAGGGAGUAAAUCUUCCAUUUCGGGUACUGCCAACUAUCAAGGAAUUGGGAAGGACACGCAUGGAAGUGAAUGUUAAGGUGAAGAGUGUUUUCGGGGCAAAAAUGUUUGCGCUUGGAGUGGUUGUUAAGGUUCCAGUACCGAAACAAACAGCAAAAACAAGUUUUCAGGUGACAUCUGGCCGAGCAAAGUAUAAUCCAUCUAUUGACUGUUUGGUUUGGAAGAUAAGAAAAUUUCCUGGACAAACUGAGCCAACAUUGAGUGCUGAAGUAGAGUUGAUUUCAACAAUAACGGAAAAAAAAUCUUGGACUCGGCCACCUAUUCAGAUGGAAUUUCAGGUUCCCAUGUUUACAGCGUCUGGUUUACGUGUUCGUUUCCUCAAGGUAUGGGAAAGGAGUGGAUACAACACAGUCGAGUGGGUUCGUUAUAUUACAAAAGCUGGUUCAUAUGAGAUUCGAUGCUAG
This is a messenger RNA of Fraxinus pennsylvanica, 1317 nucleotides long. NCBI's taxonomy places the organism in Eukaryota, Viridiplantae, Streptophyta, Magnoliopsida, Lamiales, Oleaceae. The record is from the annotation of a GenBank genome assembly.